Molecule: messenger RNA, 306 nt
Organism: Aspergillus melleus
Lineage: Eukaryota; Fungi; Ascomycota; Eurotiomycetes; Eurotiales; Aspergillaceae
Exons: 2
Coding region: 1-306 (101 amino acids)
Source: RefSeq, a predicted model, not a curated record
AUGCAAGUUGCCGAGAUCCUAUCCGAUCUGACGUCCCUACGAGUUUGUGACCACCAUGACGCUCUCGCCCUAGUCACCGUCAACGACCGACUCUCUGCCUCGAGAAUACCCUCCGAGCAUCCUUCUUCCGGGAUUUCGAAGGAUGAAAACCUCGGCGAUUCGGCCGACGAGGACCUUCGACGCGCCAAAGAGCUGGUAGAAUUACAUUAUGAGAUCAAAGCGCGACAUGCCGAUGGACGGGUGGAUGGAGAGUUGGCGCAGGCGAGGGAGGGGGUAGACCGGGUAUUGAGAGACCUGGGGAGGUAG